Knipowitschia caucasica is the source of this 375-nucleotide messenger RNA. NCBI's taxonomy places the organism in Eukaryota, Metazoa, Chordata, Actinopteri, Gobiiformes, Gobiidae. The record is from the annotation of a GenBank genome assembly.
AUGCUGGGGGUUUUCCAACAGCUGGCUGGGCGGGCUGGCGAGCAGGAGGCCAUUGCCGAGAGCAGACGUGUCCAUGUCGUUGUCGUCUGCUUUUGGAUCGCUUCUCCACAGCAGCGCCAGACUUCUCCCGUUGUCUCCACACUUUCGCAAGGCAAAAUGGGGAAACAGAAUAGCAAGCUGACCCCUGAAGUGAUGGAGGACCUGGUGAAGAACACAGAGUUUAAUGAGCAUGAGCUGAAGCAGUGGUACAAGGGCUUCCUGAAGGACUGCCCCACCGGACGCCUCAAUUUGGACGAGUUCCAGCAGCUCUACGUGAAGAGAGAGGGGGGUGGGGUCAUGUGGACAGAGGAUGCAGAGCUGCUCACAGAGCUUUAG